Messenger RNA from Echinops telfairi (small Madagascar hedgehog), 8346 nucleotides. It is a transcript of the gene VCPIP1, whose product is annotated as valosin containing protein interacting protein 1. Gene Ontology annotation, biological process: protein ubiquitination; protein K11-linked deubiquitination; protein K48-linked deubiquitination. Gene Ontology annotation, molecular function: cysteine-type deubiquitinase activity. The transcript has 3 exons. Lineage: Eukaryota; Metazoa; Chordata; Mammalia; Afrosoricida; Tenrecidae. The record is from RefSeq and is a predicted model, not a curated record. Bases 216 to 3875 code for a protein of 1219 amino acids.
GUUACGUUCGGGGCAACGGCUACGGCAGUGGAGAAGUAAGAAGAGAAACAACGUCCGGCGUUUCCGCCUCCGCUUAGGAGGAGGAGGAACUGGUAGGGAAAAAGAAACUGAUUCGCCCUGGGCCUGUACUACCCCGAGUCAGGCCGGUGGGGGUCCGUGCUAUGAGCCUUUGAGGGUCGCUUGGGACGCGGAGCGAGACACGAGAGCCCAGAGCUAUGUCUCAGCCGCCGCCACCUCCUCCGCUGCCGCCGCCACCACCUCCUCCAGAGGCUCCGCAGACUCCGCCGCCUCUGGCGGCGACGGCAGCGGCCGCCCCGGGGGGGCUCUCGAAGCGGAGAGACCGGAGAAUCCUCUCCGGGAGCUGCCCGGAUCCGAAGUGCCAGGCGCGCCUGUUCUUCCCGGCCUCGGGUUCAGUCAGCAUCGAGUGCACCGAGUGCGGACAGCGGCACGAGCAGCAACAGCUGCUGGGGGUGGAGGAGGUGACUGACCCCGACGUAGUGCUACACAACCUGCUGCGGAACGCCCUGCUCGGGGUGACAGGGGCACCCAAGAAGAACACGGAACUGGUAAAGGUGAUGGGCCUGUCCAACUACCAUUGCAAAUUGCUGUCGCCCAUAUUAGCUCGCUAUGGAAUGGACAAACAGACUGGCCGAGCUAAGCUGCUCCGGGACAUGAACCAGGGUGAACUCUUCGAUUGCGCCUUAUUGGGUGACCGCGCUUUCCUCAUCGAGCCCGAGCACGUUAACACGGUGGGCUAUGGCAAAGACCGCUCUGGAAGUCUCCUGUAUCUGCAUGACACUCUGGAGGACAUUAAGCGGGCCAAUAAAAGCCAAGAGUGCCUCAUUCCGGUGCAUGUGGACGGAGAUGGGCACUGCCUGGUGCAUGCUGUGUCCCGGGCUUUAGUAGGCAGGGAGCUCUUCUGGCAUGCCCUGAGAGAGAAUCUUAAACAGCACUUUCAGCAGCACUUGGCCCGAUAUCAGGCCCUGUUCCAUGACUUCAUUGAUGCUGCCGAGUGGGAGGACAUUAUCAAUGAGUGUGACCCUCUGUUUGUACCACCGGAAGGCGUUCCUCUGGGCCUGAGGAACAUCCACAUCUUUGGCCUUGCCAACGUGUUACAUCGUCCAAUUAUUUUGUUAGAUUCUCUCAGUGGCAUGAGAAGCUCUGGUGAUUAUUCAGCCACCUUUCUGCCUGGGCUCAUCCCAGCGGAGAAAUGCACUGGGAGAGAUGGUCAUCUGAACAAGCCAAUCUGCAUUGCAUGGAGUAGCUCCGGUAGAAACCAUUAUAUCCCCUUGGUCGGCAUAAAAGGAGCUGCUUUACCCAAAUUGCCUCUGAAUUUGCUUCCUAAAGCAUGGGGUGUGCCUCAGGAUCUUAUUAGAAAGUACAUCAAACUUGAGGAUGAUGGUGGGUGUGUUAUUGGAGGUGACAGAAGUUUGCAAGAUAAGUACCUACUUAGGCUUGUGGCUGCUAUGGAAGAAGUCUUUAUGGACAAACAUGGUAUCCAUCCUAGUUUGGUUGCUGAUGUUCAUCAGUAUUUCUACAGGAGGACUGGGGUGAUAGGGGUUCAACCCGAAGAAGUCACAGCAGCUGCUAAGAAAGCAGUAGUGGAUAAUCGUCUUCACAAAUGUUUGCUCUGUGGUGCCCUAUCUGAGCUUCAUGUUCCUCCAGAGUGGUUGGCUCCCGGAGGGAAAUUGUAUAAUCUGGCAAAAAGUACUCAUGGACAGCUGAGGCCUGACAAAAAUUAUAACUUUCCCUUGAACAAUUUGAUUUGCUCUUAUGAUUCAUUGAAAGAUGUUUUGGUACCGGACUAUGGAUUGAGCAACCUAACGGCUUGUAAUUGGUGCCAUGGCACAUCUGUGCGAAGAGUCAGAGGAGAUGGUUCUAUUGUGUAUUUGGAUGGGGACAGAACUAAUUCUAGGUCCACUGGUGGCAAAUGUGGCUGUGGAUUCAAACACUUUUGGGAUGGUAAAGAGUAUGACAAUCUUCCAGAAGCUUUUCCUAUUACAUUGGAAUGGAGUGGACGAGUGGUCCGAGAAACUGUGUAUUGGUUCCAGUAUGAAAGUGAUUCAUCUUUGAAUAGUAAUGUUUAUGAUGUUGCAAUGAAACUUGUUACGAAGCACUUUCCAGGGGAAUUUGGGAGUGAAAUCUUAGUUCAAAAAGUUGUCCAUACUAUAUUGCAUCAGACUGCCAAAAAGAAUCCUGAUGAUUAUACGCCUGUAAAUAUAGAUGGUGCUCAUGCCCAAAGAAUUGGAGAUGUACAAGGACAAGAGUCAGAGUCUCACCUCCCAACUAAAAUUAUUCUUACUGGACAGAAAACAAAAACUUUGCACAAAGAGGAGCUAAAUAUGAGUAAAACUGAAAGAACUAUUCAACAAAAUAUUACGGAACAGGCUUCUUUAAUGCAGAAACGGAAAACUGAGAAGUUGAAACAAGAACAGAAAGGUCAGUCCAGGACUGUUUCUCCUAGUACCAUUCGUGACGGUCCAUCUUCUGCACCUGCAACACCUACCAAGGCUCCCUAUUCACCAACAACUUCUAAGGAGAAGAAAAUCCGCAUAACAACAAAUGAUGGCCGUCAGUCCAUGGUUACCCUAAAGUCUUCUACAACCUAUUUUGAACUUCAGGAAAGUAUAGCCAGAGAAUUCAACAUUCCUCCAUAUUUGCAAUGCAUUCGAUAUGGGUUUCCUCCUAAAGAACUAAUGCCACCCCAGCCAGGAAUGGAAAAGGAACCAGUACCUUUACAGCAUGGUGAUAGAAUUACAAUCGAGAUUCUAAAAAGUAAAGCGGAGGCUGGUCAGACUGUUGCAGCACACUCAGCCCACACUGUGAAACAAGAAGAGAUUGCUGUUACUAGCAAAUCUAAGGAACUUCAGGAACAAGUUGACAAAGAAAUGUACUCCUUGUGUCUCUUAGCAACAUUAAUGGGAGAAGAUGUAUGGUCUUAUGCAAAAGGACUUCCUCACAUGUUCCAACAUGGUGGUGUAUUCUACAAUAUUAUGAAGAAAACCAUGGGUAUGGCUGAUGGGAAGCAUUGUACUUUUCCACAUCUACCUGGGAAAACCUUUGUCUACAAUGCUUCUGAAGAUAGACUGGAGUUGUGUGUGGAUGCCGCAGGACAUUUCCCCAUUGGUCCUGAUGUGGAGGAUUUAGUUAAAGAGGCUGUAAGUCAGGUUCGAGCAGAGGCCACUACAAGAAGUAGGGAAUCAAGUCCCUCACAUGGGCUACUAAAACUAGGUAGUGGUGGAGUAGUGAAAAAGAAAUCGGAGCAGCUCCAUAAUGUAACUGCCUUUCAGGGAAAAGGGCAUUCUCUAGGAACUGCAUCCAGUAACCCACAUCUUGAUCUAAGAUCUAGGGAAACUCCAGUUGUGAGAAAGCAUAGUACAGGGACAGACUUUAGUAACAGUUCCACUAAAACAGAGCCUUCUGUAUUCACAGCUGCUCCUAGUAACAGUGAGCUUAUUCGAAUAGCUCCUGGAGUAGUAACAAUGAGAGAUAGCAGGCAGCUUGAUCCUGAUUUGGUAGAGGCUCAGCGAAAGAAAUUGCAGGAAAUGGUAUCUUCUAUUCAGGCUUCAAUGGACAAGCACUUGCGGGAUCAAAGUACAGAGCAGUCGCUGUCUGAUCUUCCUCAAAGGAAAGAAGUCAUGAGUUCUGCGAAAUCUGGGGCUCUUCAGACUGGCUUGUCUGACUCUUUUUCUUUAACUGGUGGCACUGAAAAUUUGAAUACAGAAACAACUGAUAGGAGUGUGGCAGAUGCCUUGGGAGCAGCAUUUGCCACAAGGUCAAAAGCACAAAAAGGAAAUUCAGUGGAGGAGCCCGAAGAGAUGGAUAGUCAAGAUGCGGAUAUGACUAACACAACUGAGCCAAUGGAUCACUCUUGAUUUAAUUAGAUGCUAAUAAGGGCAGAAUGUUUGUUGUGAAUAUUUAAUAUUUGUUGGCUGGGCCACAUAACUUGAUUAGUCAUUAAAAAUCUUGUACGUAUAUUUCAAAGAUUAUAUCUUGUUAUUCAGUGCAUGAUAGCAAGUGUGUGAUUGGCAAUAGCUCUUAAUAUACUGCUGCCCAAACUGGCUCUGAGUUACCUAUAAGUUAGAUAUUAGAUCUGCUCAGAUGUGCUUCUUCCAUUUAUGUGGUUCAUUGGAUAUUCUUUGUAUUUUCAGUUUCAUGAAAGUCUUAAUGUUUCAAACAUGAAAAUUCUCUUUGCUAAAUAUGUUUGUUAUCUGAAAGGCUCGAACAUGGGAAGGGGCUGGGGACUGAGGUUUUACUAAUGUUGAUGUCAUCAAGUUAAACAUCUAUUUAUUAGUGUGUCAAACAUUUUUAUGUAAAUUUGGAGGUUAUUGAACUAGAUUAUAUCUUAAAAUUUAUAAAAUGAUUUGUUAGGCUCUAUUGGGAUCCUGACAUUUCUGUGAACAUAAACACAUUCAUAGAGAUAAGUAUUCUUGAUAAAACUAUCUUGAGACUCGAGUGUAAUGAUAAAUAUUUUGCUGUUUUGAGCAAGGUUAGGGAGAGAAAGUAUAUUCUAGAAUGGAUAAAGUCAAUGUGAUUCAGUUAUGUUGCUUCCUGAGCCAACACAGCAAAUUGUGUGCUCUGUUGUUAGUAAUAUGUUACCAUUGUUAAUUUGAACCUUGACGUGGUCAAGUAACACCAUUGGAUUUUUAAUCUUGAACUGUUGAUUGCAAAGGGUUGUAGAAAAUACAAAAAUAGUAACAGUAGUUAAUGAUCUCUAAUUUCCAGAAUUUGUCAGAUUCACAGAGAAUUUAUAAAUUAGAAUUUAUCUUUAUGAAUGAGUUACACUAAUCUACAAUUUUGAUCAAUCAAAUUUAAGCUUGAAUAUACUAUCUUUGAGCCCCUUUGAACCAAAAUUGUUUCCUUUUCUUAGAGCUCAUAAAAUUUUCUUUCUGUGUUGGCGUCACUCUGCUUUGGGAUGCAGAUUGUGCUGCAUCAUACCGUGAUCGACAUGGCAUUUGCUGAAAUAGUGUACUCAUCAAAUCUGUCGUGCCAGCUUCCUUGAGAAGCCCCUCUCAUGCUGAUUCCGUAGAGACAAAGAAUGUUAUACUGAGAUUAGUAUUGCACUAUUUUAUCCUAGUCUACAAUUCUGUAUUCUGAAAUGUACAUUUGAAUCUAUCUUUUCCCUCUGUUCACCCAAUUAAGUUGAAUUUGAAUGAAUGAAAGACAAUGUAUGUUAAUACAAUCUCUUACCUAGAGCAUUCAAAGCCUGGCUGUUUCUGUUUGCACAUGGAACAUGUAAAACUAGAUUUGCAUUAUGAGAAAAUAUACAUCAGAAAGUAUAUUAUCAGGUGUUUAAAAUUUUCUACCUGUUGAUUCAUAAGGAAUAUAAACAGCAUUUUAGCUUGUUUCCAAAUAAGGUAGGCUUUAAAGGAUCUUCUUACUCUGAAUUGGCUUAUUAAAUGAACGACUCCAUUUUGAUUAGAGAGAGAGGGAGCAUUUUGACAUUUACAAGUAAUAGCUGAGCAAGAUAAAUAUUUGGGUCAAUUUUGUCACAUACUUUAAAGAAUUACCAUGUUUUAUCACCAUUCUACUUCUGAACUUACUUCCAAGUAUCUUUUUUCUUUAUCAGAAUAGCAAGAAAAUUUAGAAUAUUCAUAUUUUGCCAUUACUAUUGCUUAAAAUGAGAGAUGUAGCUACUGAAUAAUAUUUCCCACUUAGCUAGUAGUGGAGGCUUCUGUGUAGAUUAAACUAAAAAUUAUUGCAAAUGUCACUAACCACUAUAAUUAUUUUUUACUUUUUAACCACUGAAACAUCGUGUGUUUUUUUUCCGUUUAAAUGCAGGCAUACUGUUUAACAAGCUAAUGCACUGCUUUCUAGUAAAUGAUAAUUACUUGUUUUUCAGCAAAUAUUUUCAUCAUCUGUGACUUGCUAUACUUAAUAAUUGAUAUGUAUAGUGCCAUAGCAUAAAGUAGUAAGAAAUCAGAAAUAACUCUUAUCCCCCUCCCCAUUACAUUAAAUACUUAAAUUUAGUGUAAAUUAGAAUACAUAUGCAAAAGUUAGAAGAUGGGCUUAAUCUCCAACAACACCUGAGUAAUUUCUCUAGCCACAGCAAUGCCAUUUAGAAGCCAGCUAGGUAUUAAUUUUACCACAACAGCUUGGUUCCUCCUUGAUAAAGAAUAAAAGGCUUGGUUCUGAGGAAUUAUCACAUUCCUUGAAAUGUAGGCCCAGGUAUCAUCUUUACAAAGGCAUGUUAGAGCAGUUUCUUUAAAUUUUAAAUAUGACAUUUUGUUCUCUCAUAUUGUUGCCACAAUCAAGCACUUUGCUAUAGAAUGUCUAGUCUUACCAUUUAUUAUGUCAUUACACCCUUGAAUCCAAACCAGAGAUUUUAAAAUGGUUAAAAUAUUUUUAACCUUAGAAGUUAAUAUCACCUCUAUAGUCCUGUAAUUAAAUGCUAUCUACAGUGUUCCACCCUAGUUGAAAUAAAACCGUAGUGGUUUUCUUCAGUCGUCUGUUUCAUAGCUUAUCACACCAAGCAUGCAUUGACUCAACAUCCAGGCGUAAUUGAAGGGGUGUUUGUCAUCAGGAACUAGUUACAAUCACAGAAAAUAUGAUACUGCCGAAUAGUAUAUGAUAAGAUAGAACGAACUUCAAAGAAUGUUUAUAUGGUUUUUCUGGAACUAGGGAAAGAGCAAGUCUAAAUCCCUUCCCCACUUUCUCCUUUUCCCUGUUUCAGGUAGUUUAUUAGAAAAUUCUUAGGAUGAAGACCUCAGAAAUUUAGCAAGUGCUAUUGACUGUGAAAUUUGCUUUGUAUAUCUCCUUAUGAAUUUUUAGUUUACUUUUUCUAACCAAGCCUACUGCUCGCAGUUAAGAUAUCAGUCUGAAAGGCAUCUGUGAUUCCCAGGCACUGGUCUAUAUUCUCAUUAUUUUAAAAUAUCCAACUUAACUGGAGAUUAGCAGUGAUUUUUACGUAUGGUUUUCACCUCAGGGAAGAUCACUUACUUGCUACUCAUUAGUCAUAAUGAGUCAAAACUGUUGACAGGAUUUUGAGACUCUUACAGACAUAACACUUGUUAGCUAUUAAAUAUGAAACUUAUAACAGUAUUAUUUUUUGUAGUUAGCUCCAAAUACUGGCUGCUAGGGAAAGUUUCUCUAAAAAUCUUACUAGUAGAUAACCUUUAGGCAUUAAUCAAAUAAAACCUUUGUGUAAGUUAGCUUCUCAUUAGUUAUAUUUCAGCUGAUCAGCAUAUUGACAAUAUCAUAAUAUGUUUAUUUCAAAAUACUAAUACUGACUUUGUUUUUCAACAGUAAUUUUACUUGUUCUGUACAUCAGAGCAGAUUUUGAGGUUUUCAUGGAUCUCAAAGCAAGGUUUCCACUUAAGCCUUUGUAAAAUUAGAUUAAACUCAAGACAUCCUAUCUGAAGUUAAAAUGACCUUGUGUCACAUUAGUGAGUGAGACCACACUUUAGGUAAGAUGAGUAGAAACAGCCUUCAUUUCAGAGUUCUCAUAUAACCAAACCAAAUGAAGCAACCUCAAGACUGUGCACAAUUAAUAAGAAAUUUAAGUUUCAAACCAGACCAUUUAUAAACAUAUCAUAGUAGAAUGUAUACGUAGGUAAUCAAAUAACAAAGGGGAGCGCUAUCACCAAUGUACGAUUUAUAGGGGUAAUUCCAGGGAGGGCCUACCAUUCUUGAAAAUUCUUUGAGAUGCUGAAGUGUUUCAGUUCAUUUUUAAUGAUACUUAAAUCAUGGGAGUUUUAACGUUUGUUCCAAAAUAGCAGAAAUUAUAAAAAUUGUAAUUAUUGAAGAAAAUGCCAUACUUGUAUAUCUAACAUUUAAUUUUUUUAAAUUAUGGAGUCCACAUGCUUUUGUAGUAUAUUAACAAUGAUUAUCCUCUUGUAAAGGAAAAGGAAAAACUAGUAAAAAAAAGUUUUAGUUGAUGUUAUCUGCUUGUGAGUAUCAAUUACUUAGUACUUUAAAUAAGAUAUUGCAUAAUGUUCUUUUAGAAUGCAGAAGUCCCUUCCUGAGCCUCUUAUGCCUGUGGUGGAGCAAUAAAGACUGACAAAAGUAUCAAUAGCUUCAGGCUUAUUUGGCUAAGAAAUAGUGCCAAGACCUAAAAAGCUUACUUUUUGGAAGGAACUCCCAUUCAGAAUAUGUAAAAAUAAGUGGUAAGAGUGUAAAUAUUUAGAAAGAAUAAGUAGUACUUUAAUUGCUCAAUGAAAGUAAAAUAGCAUAGAUGUUAUAUUAUCUCUGAGGCACUGGCUGUUACUCAUUUUCUGAUUUGUGAUUGUUGUAUAUAUUAUAUUUGAAUGAUAAAUCAUUGGUAAGAGUGUAUAGUGUUCUAAGCACACCUCACUGUACAGUAUUUGGAAGUUUUAUAUCAAUAAUAAAAUUAUAAGUUAAUACAUA